This is a messenger RNA of Leptosia nina, 810 nucleotides long. The record is from the annotation of a GenBank genome assembly. NCBI's taxonomy places the organism in Eukaryota, Metazoa, Arthropoda, Insecta, Lepidoptera, Pieridae.
AUGAAUUGCUUAAGAGCCUUAAGCAAUAGCGUGUUGAAAUUCAAAAUCCCACGUCAGUCCUACAACUUGGAAUGGAAACGGUUCCGAAAACCCUCCAUGUGCGAUUGUUUCGACAUCCGCAACGUGACGAUCGAACAAGGAACGAAUAAGCACGGCAAGCUCAUUCGGUCGUUCCUGUUCAGCCACUUCUGGCCCCGGGAGCCCAGCGUCAUCGGCCUCUGGAUGUGCCUUAACUCGUCCUAUCUGGACGUUUUAACUGACAAAUACUCAUAUUCUGGCGACCGAUACCUAGCAUAUGAGUACAUACCGAGAACGAACGAACGUAAGCUAGUAGGGGUUUGCGUGGCCAACAAGGUCAUGCCCUGGUUGAUAGAUGAGCUGGAGGAAUGGGCCCACUGUACUCCUUCCAGGCCCGAGAGAAACCGCAUGUACUUCAUAGCUCAUUGCUUGCGGAGUCCCAAUUUGUACAAGAAGUACAAUGUCCCUUUUUUGUACGAUGUGGAAGUCCUCGCGACAGCAUCGGAAGUAGCCGGCCAAGGUGUAGGCACAAUGUUGCUUCGUCAGGUUCUCAGUCAAGCAGAAGAGCUGCGUUAUCCUCUCGUACAGGUGAUAGCUGUCAGUCAGUACACAGCUAAAAUAUGUGAAAAGUGCGGCAUGAAACUAGAAUGGUCAAUGGACUACACGGAGUUUAUAGACGAUGCGGGUCAAAGGGUGUUCUUCCCGCGAAGGCCUCACCACAAAGUUUCCAUCUACGUCACUCAUUACGACCCGAAGAAGGGUGCACCAGAGGUCUGCUUGCCGCCAUACUAG